AUGACUGAUAACGUGGAUUUGAAGGCCAAUUUGUUGUCUUUUCUUCCUAGAAAUCCACGAUACAAAUACUCGUACAAGACUGAGGCUGUAAUAUCCGUUCUAGCAAAAGACCAAAGCGACUCUAUCCUAAUUACUGGUCAUAAGAAUGGUCUCAUAAAAUUCUGGAGGAGGUUGACUUCGAAAGAAAAUGGUCUUGAAUGUAUCAAACAAUUCACUGCCCAUCUGAAUAGAGAGAUAGUGCAACUUCUAGUGAACAAGGAUGGACUGAAAAUGAUAAGCGUAGCAAAAGAUGAUCAUACUAUUAAACAGUUUGAUUUGACUACUUUGGAUAUGAUUCUGGUGAUGAAGCUCGAGUUUCUUCCCAAUACUAUCACAACAUAUUGCAAUACAUGGUUUGAACAAGAUAAUUCAGAGAGCUUAUUGAUCUCAGAACAAGGAUCUAAGAAUGUCUAUGUAGUAAAUGUUGAAGACGAUAAAGUAGAGCAAAUCAAGAGUCCCCACAGAUCGUGUAUAACUGCCAUUAAGUUCAAUGGCAGAUAUACGUGUUUCGUGUCUUCAGAUGAGAAGGGAAUAGUUGAAUACUGGAAACUCGAUGGUAAUAUGCCGAAGGGUCUUACAUUUAAAUACAGAUCGGAGACUAACCUUUUUGACAUUGCAAAGAACAAAUCUAAACCAAUUUGCAUAGCUCUUUCUUCAGAUAGAGAGAGCUUUGCUACAAUCUCACAUCCAGAUAAGCAGAUACGUAUAUUUGACUUUAAAUCAGGAAAGAUAAUUAUGAAGGUUGAUGAAUCAUUGAAGGUCUAUGAGUCAAGGUUAAAUACUCUUAGCAAAGAGAAAUUGUUUGUCAACUUCAAGUUUGCAGACCCACAAGGGUCACGAAAUGUUGUUUUCGACAACAACGACAAGGUUCUUAUUUAUGCAUCAGUACUGGGACUUAAAAUCGUAGAAACUCGCACAGGCAAUGUAUUAUCUGUGCUUGGAGAAGACGAUCAAGAUCUAAUGGAUUUAAAAUAUAACCAAGCUUUAGUCUUCAACAAAGUCAGUGUUGAUACCAUCAGCUCGGAAAUGUUGUCGUCUCUGAAUUCUAUUAUUCAAGCGCAAUUAAAAAGACGACCAUUGUUGAUUGCAACUAGUGAAAAUUCCGAGAGACUUUUUGUAUUUGACAAUACUACUUCAGAACUUGGAGAAAGAGAUGUUGAUGUGACUUCCAAGUCGAAGACGGACAGAACCAGAAAAAUCGAUUUAUUUUCGAAGGUCACAUUACAUACUACUCUAGGCGAUAUUAAGAUCAAAGUAUUUAACAAGUUUGCGCCAAAAGCGGUAAAGAACUUUAUAACUUUAUGCCAAAGAAAAUACUACGACAACAUCAUAUUCCACAGAGUGAUAAAGGGUUUUAUGAUCCAGACAGGUGAUCCUCUAGGUGACGGAACAGGAGGUGAAUCAGCAUGGGGUUCUCAUUUCGAAGACGAAUUCAAUCCAAAUUUAAGUCAUUCAAAGCCCUUCAUGGUAAGUAUGGCGAAUGCUGGUCCAAAUACAAAUGGAUCUCAAUUUUUCAUCACCACAGAAAAGACGCCCUUUCUUGACAAUAAGCAUACGAUAUUCGGCGAAGUUUACGUUGGAUUCGAUGUUGUCAGAAGCAUAGAGGAGAUGGAAACGGAUUCUAAUGAUAAGCCUUUGGAACAGGUUGCUAUUCUUUCUACCACUCUUGAAAAGUAG
Molecule: messenger RNA, 1716 nt
Organism: Scheffersomyces stipitis CBS 6054
Lineage: Eukaryota; Fungi; Ascomycota; Pichiomycetes; Serinales; Debaryomycetaceae
Product: WD40 repeat domain-containing peptidylprolyl isomerase
Exons: 2
Coding region: 1-1716 (571 amino acids)
Biological process (GO): protein peptidyl-prolyl isomerization
Molecular function (GO): protein binding; peptidyl-prolyl cis-trans isomerase activity
Source: RefSeq, a predicted model, not a curated record